This is a messenger RNA of Folsomia candida, 1907 nucleotides long. Its product is annotated as E3 ubiquitin-protein ligase Siah1. Gene Ontology annotation, biological process: proteasome-mediated ubiquitin-dependent protein catabolic process; multicellular organism development. Bases 291 to 1277 code for a protein of 328 amino acids. The transcript is spliced from 6 exons. The record is from RefSeq and is a predicted model, not a curated record. Gene Ontology annotation, molecular function: ubiquitin conjugating enzyme binding; ubiquitin protein ligase activity; zinc ion binding. NCBI's taxonomy places the organism in Eukaryota, Metazoa, Arthropoda, Collembola, Entomobryomorpha, Isotomidae. Gene Ontology annotation, cellular component: cytoplasm.
AACUCAGCCAGCUGCUGACAGUGUUGUUGACCAACCCCAAAAAAACUCUCACUACAUACUUUACUUUAUUUACUUUUUACACUCUUAAAUAAUUAUAGAAUUAAUUAAUUAACUAUAAUUUUACUGCCCCCUCUUUCACAGGAGGGUUGUCCCUGCUGCCUAAAGGACCACUGGGGGUGGGGGGUUGGUCAAUAGUACUUGUCAGUUUGCAGUUGUUCUUCUGUUUCUUUUUGGUGCUGGUGCUGUUGACUUGUUGACCUUUUUGAGGAUGACGACGACAUAGUGCAAGAAUGUCGGGCAAUUUUGCAGUGGCAUUUGCAGUACAACCCAAACGACGUGGGGGUCGUGGGGGUGGAGGUGAAGGGGGUGGCCCCAAUCCGACUGAUCUCUCAAGUUUCUUCGAAUGUCCGGUUUGCUUCGAUUACGUUUUACCCCCCAUUUUCCAAUGUCAAGGGGGGCACCUGGUUUGCAGUAUGUGUCGCCCUAAACUUAGCUCGUGCCCGUCAUGUCGAGGCCCGUUGGGAAACAUUCGUAACUUGGCGAUGGAGAAGGUCGCAUCGACGGUAUUCUUUCCCUGUAAGUACGCCUCGAACGGGUGUCCCGCCCUUCACCUGCACCCCGAUAAGGGAGAACAUGAAGAUAAGCUGUGUGAAUUUCGACCCUACGUUUGUCCCUGUCCUGGAGCGCAGUGCAAAUGGAGCGGAUCUCUCGAUGGCGUGAUGCCGCAUUUAUUAUUGAGUCAUAAGUCAAUCACCACCUUGCAAGGCGAGGACAUCGUAUUUCUGGCGACGGACAUAAAUCUCCCCGGUGCUGUGGACUGGGUCAUGAUGCAAUCCUGCUUCGGCCAACAUUUCAUGCUCGUCCUGGAAAAGCAAGAACGACCCGAUGGCCACAUCGCUUUCUUCGCCAUCGUCCAACUCAUCGGCAGUCGCAAACAGGCGGAUAAAUUCGCCUACCGUUUGGAAUUGACUGGACAGCGGCGCCGAAUGACGUGGGAAGCGACGACACGAUCGAUUCAUGAAGGAAUCUCCUCCGCCAUUGCUAAAUCCGAUUGUCUCGUCUUCGACAGCGGAGUGGGGGGUCACUUCUCUGAGAGUGGCAAUCUUGGGAUUAACGUGACAAUUUCCAUGUUGACGAAAUUGAAAAAGCAGACGUCAUUCCUGGCCGAGACGGUCCCUUGUGGAGGUGGUGGUCAAGGUCAAGGACAAGGCCCUGGUCAAAAUCAAGGUCAAUGUAGUGGCGGACAUCCUUCCACGUCAUCCUCUGCUAUGGAUUGAGUGACCACGACAAGAACAGAACAGAACAGAACACAAGUCAACUUUAUUAUUGUUACGUAUUUAGAUUAGUUAUGUAUUAGUUGUACAAAUCUCAUCAAUCUCUCGACACCGGUGUGAAUGGUGGCGUUGUGGAACCGUGUGUGGUGGGGGGUACCAUGUCCCCACAGAAAGGAUAAUUCCCUAUCCUUCCCCCCCCACAAUCUUACCGCCCCCACGGUUUCACACGCCCCUCAAUAAUCAAUCAAUUAACAACACGAGUCAAACCUUUUUGUGAUCCAUAACCCAAGUUUUUCCUCAGUUAUAAAUAGUUCUUAAUUAAUUAGUAUUCAAUUAAUUAAAUAGUUCUUAAAUUAGCAGUACACGAUGUCAACAAAAUCAGGAAAUUUGAGGCAUUCCAACCCUAGCGUUCUCUCUAUUUACCAAAGCAAACCAACCAUUCCAUUUUUUGCGGAGGGUUAGGUGAUGAAUAUUUUUUUAUACAUGCAAAAUUGAAAUUGUACCCAAUUUAAAGUUUAUUUUUUAUGCCGGUUAAUCCACAAAGUGUGCAAAAAAUAUGUAGAUUAUUGCUAUUAUUUGAAUCGAUAUGAAACCUGAAUUAAAAAUAGAUCACAGUUAAAGUUUACUUAUCAA